This is a messenger RNA of Lepisosteus oculatus (spotted gar), 1970 nucleotides long. The record is from RefSeq and is a predicted model, not a curated record. Lineage: Eukaryota; Metazoa; Chordata; Actinopteri; Semionotiformes; Lepisosteidae.
GGCCGUGUCUCCCCCCGAGAGAGAGCUCCCUGGGGGAGUGAGUGCAGAGGCGGCCGCGGUCCUGCGCGGGUGUGAGCUGUGCUCAGGGCUCGCUCUGCGGGCAGGACGACCCCCCCCGCGCCCGGGAGCUGCAGCGCUUGGGGGCCGAGUCUAUUUCGGGCCCUGCUGGGGGAGUGGCCAGAGAAGGUGUUGAAAGCCCGAGUCAGGGAGGGAGCGGGCAGGACAUUCCUCUCGGCCAGUGUGAGCAGCGACCCCGGAGAGCAUGGAGAGCGUCGAGGUGUUCCAGUCGGAGGGCAAGGGCCGCGGGCUGAGGGCCACCCGGGAGCUCUGGGCCGGAGACGUGCUGUUCGCGGAGCCCAGCUUCGCCGCCGUGGUGUUCAACAGCCUCACGCAGCUCGUCUGCCACACCUGCUUCGCCCGCCAGCCCAAGCUCCAGCGCUGCGGGCAGUGCAAGUUCGCCCACUACUGCGACCGCACCUGCCAGCGGGAGGGCUGGGCCGAGCACAAGGGCGAGUGCAGCGCCAUCAAGAAGUACGGCCAGACGCCCAACGAGAACGCCAGGCUGGCAGCGAGGGUGCUGUGGCGCAUCGAGCGAGAGGGCAGCUCUCAGGCCGAGGGCAGCCUGACCUCCCUGGACGAGCUGGAGGACCAUGUGGCCGACAUGCCUGAGGAAGACAGGAAGGAACUGAAAAUCGAUGUCCACAACUUCCUGGACUACUGGCCGCCCCACAGCCGCCAGUUUGGAGUGGAGUACAUCUCACACAUCUUCGGCGUUAUUAACUGUAACGGAUUCACGGUCAGUGACCAGCGUGGGCUGCAGGCAGUGGGCGUUGGACUGUUUCCCAACUUGUGUCUGGUCAACCAUGAUUGCUGGCCCAACUGCUCUGUUAUUCUCAACAAUGGCAAUCAUGCAGCAGUGAACUCAUUGUUUCACACCCAGAUGAGGAUCGAGCUGCGCGCCCUGGGGAAGAUCAGCCCUGGAGAGGAGCUCACAGUCUCCUACGUGGACUUCCUGAGCGUCGGCGCAGACCGGCGCAGACAGCUGCGGCAGCAGUACUUCUUCGAGUGCUCCUGUGAGCACUGUGCCAAGGGCAUCAAGGACGACCUCAUGAUGGCCGUGAAGGAGGAGGAGGGCAAGAAGCCCCCGGAGGAGGUGGUGAAGGAGGUGCUGGAGUUCAGCCAGAAGGCUCUGGAGAAGAUUGAGAAAGAACGCUCUGAGGGCAACUACCAGGAGGUACAGCACCCCUGCCCCCAGCAGAUCACACCGCGUCCCCGGGUGCAAGGUUCAAGACAAUACCAGCAGGAUUUCGAUAUGGCCCUUCAACUUGUACUGUAAAUUCAAAAUGAGGCCCUUGCUAAAUUGAAGCGUUAUGAGGCAGCAGCAGUAACUGCAGUGUCUCCAUGCUGCCCCCUAUCCUUUCUAUUAACUAAUAUUUCUCACAGGAAGCUGUACCACCCCAACAACGCCCAGCUGGGCAUGGCGACGAUGCGAGCAGGGGUGACACACUGGCACGCAGGGCUGAUUGAGGUGGGGCACAGCAUGAUCUGCAAGGCCUACGCCAUCCUGCUGGUCACGCAUGGCCCCACCCACCCCAUCACCAAGGACCUGGAGGCGAUGCGCAUGCAGACGGAGAUGGAGCUGAGGAUGUUCCAGCAGAACGAGUUCGUCUACUACAGCAUGAGGGAGGCGGCGCUGAAGAACCAGCCCAUGAAGAUGAUGGCCGAGCCCACGCAGGAGGCGCUCAAGAUGAUGUUCCGCAGGAAAUAGUCCCUCCCCCCCCCCAUGCCCAGCCAGGGCUGACCUCCUUCACACCUCCAGGCCCGCUGGACCAGAAGCCCACAGCCGCACCGUGACGCUCUGGCCAGGCUAGAGGACGAGACCUGCGCCCUGCGAGCCAGAUCCUGUGCUCCAGCCCCGAGGGCUGGCUGCUGUCACGUUCCUGCUUGAAAUAAAGAUGGUUCUCACUUGC